AUGAAGCCAACCGCAUCGCCGCCGCCAAAGCGAAACGCGAAGCCUGCAAAUCACAACUUCGCCCAAUACGCAACGCCGCCGCACAACCGCUCCCUACGUGUCCUCGAUGUCAACGGACAUUCCGGGCACGAAUCGGACUUGUUGGACAUCUUCGGACCAACUGCACCUCUCGAACUGCUCCAGCCAUCGUCCCCCAACCCGCCUCUUCCUCGUCCUCUCUUCCGCCAACUAACUCUGACACUCCUUCAGCACCACCACUUCCAUCCUCGUCGUCCUCCUCCCUCUCCACUGCCCCAGCGGCGGCCGUUCAGACUGCCGUCUCACACAUCACCAACCCCGACACUACAACCGACAUCACCACCCACACCUCUCCCGAUUCCAGUGAUGAGGAUCAGGACUACGCCUGCCCUCACUGUGACCGCACCUUCACCUCACACAUCGGCCUGGUCGGUCACUUGCGAAUCCAUCGCACAGAGACUGGCGAACCAGUGCCUGGAGCACCAACCUACACCCACCGCACUCGCCUCCACUGCCCACACUGCCCUCGCACCUUCACGCAUCGCAUGGGUCUAUUCGGCCACAUGCGCAUCCACGACGACCUGCGGUAG
This is a messenger RNA of Spirometra erinaceieuropaei, 608 nucleotides long. The record is from the annotation of a GenBank genome assembly. Lineage: Eukaryota; Metazoa; Platyhelminthes; Cestoda; Diphyllobothriidea; Diphyllobothriidae.